CGCGCUCCCAGUCUACGAUUGCGUUUCGACCGAACCCGGGCUUGACAAAGUUUCGGUUAAUGCAAUAAUAAUGAAUCGGCGAAAGUAAUGAACUCAUAUAUCAUUGAGCAAUGUCCUCGCUUAUAUAUCGACCGGUUGCCGCGACGGGCACCAAUACGAUCUGUCGAUGGACAUGAUUUCCGUCCUCUUCCUCGCGUGGAUUCUGAAUUCGGGUGACGCAUUCAAUGAUUUUCCAUCGCUGAUGUCCUCCAACGCCUCGAUGGCGGUCGUUGUCGACAAGAGUUUCUUCGAUAACAAGGUCGAGUAUCGCGACAUGGUAAAAAAUAUUUACAGCUUCAUCGCGGCAGUUACGAAGGAGGAGAUGAAUAUGGGUGACAUUGACGUGCACGUUUUUCGCGGAACGAAAGUGCAGAAUCUCCGAGAUUACACUGUGCUUUUAUCCGUGGCAACGUGUCAUCAAAUGUGGAGCCUUCACGAAGCGGCGCGUAAAGAGGAGCUCAUACAUUUAGCGAUAACAGACCAGGACUGUCCACGGCUUCCUGAUACGGAGGGUGUGAGUAUUCCCUUAAUAUCGCCGGGCCAAGAAUUAUCUCAGAUUUUCUUCGACAUAAAAGCGAUCGACGCUUUGCUCUGGAACAAUGUCAACAUACUGCACGACGAUACCUUCGAUAGAGACACGAUCGGCAGAGUUACAAAAGCCCUAUCGAUCCCGUUGCCAAACAAGAAAUUUAGCUUGCUCUCGAGAGCGUUAUUCGCCUUUAAGCACGCCGAUUCCGAACGUAGCAGAAGGUACUACAUAAAAGACAUGCUUGAGAGUUUUCACGUGGAUCAAUUGGGAAAGUGCUUCCUCGUAAUCGUCACAUUAGACACAGUGGCUGACGUUAUGGAAGUUACAAAGUCUUUAAAUAUGGCCCUACCAGACAGCCAGUGGUUGUACGUUGUCACUGACAGCGUAGUACGAAACUCUUCGAACAUCACCAGCUUCAUCGAUUUAUUGUCGGAAGGCAGUAACGUGGCUUUCAUUUACAAUGCGACCGACAGCGAAACAUAUUGCAAUGUCAGUUUAAAAUGCCAUAUCCAGGAGUUAGUUGCGGCGUUGGGUAAUGCUUUAAAGAUAUCGUUGAUGACUGAAAUAGAGUUGUACAGUCAUAUGAGCGACGAGGAGUUCGAACUCGUCCGAUUGAAUAAAUUCGAAAGACGUCGAGAAAUUCUCAAAAAUAUCAAAAUAAAGCUUAUCGAGGAUAAUUUCGCUACGGGCGGCGUCUGCGGUAAAUGUCUGUUUUGGCGGUUCGCCUCGGCCAUAACGUGGGGAAACUUUUUCGUUCACGGCAAGAACGUCGCGCAUUUGAUCGAUACGGGCACGUGGAUUCCUGUUCUAGGUGCGAACUUGACGGACGCCCUUUUUCCGCAUGUCGCGCACGGUUUCCGCGGGAUCAGCAUACCGGUCGCCACGUAUCACAAUCCGCCGUGGCAGACCAUCUCGUUGACCAACUCCGGCGAGAAGGAAUACGGCGGGCUGAUAUUCGACGUUAUAAAAUAUCUGGGAAAGAAAUUAAAUUUCACGUAUACCGUGCUCAGCCCGGCGAACAAUCGAACCGUCAAGUUCACUCGUAACGAGACUGCAGCCGAUGUGGUGCUAACGGCGACAACGAGAGAAAUGCCGCCGCAGAUAAUAGAUAUGAUCGUGGAGAAGAAGGUCCUACUUGCAGCCUGCGCGUACAGCGUGAACGAUCACGGAAAAGGGCAGAUCAAUUUUACCUUGCCGAUUUUUAUGCAGACGUACAGCUUUCUUACUGCAAAACCGGGCCAACUUUCUAGAGCGUUGUUGUUUACCGCGCCCUUCACCAAAGAGACGUGGGCCUGCCUGGCAGCAUCCAUUAUUAUAAUGGGCCCGAUCUUGUACCUGAUUCACAAGUACAGUCCGAGCAGCAUGAGGGUGUCCGCGGGGCUCAACUCCUCCUGGCAAUGCAUAUGGUACGUCUACGGGGCCCUUCUUCAGCAAGGGGGAAUGUACUUACCCCAUUCCGAUAGUGCUCGCCUGCUGGUCGCUGUCUGGUGGUUGGUCGUGAUGGUCGUGGUAGCGACCUAUUCCGGAAGCUUGGUCGCAUUCCUGACAUUCCCGAAUAUGGACACUGCCAUCUUGACCGUGGAUGAUCUUAUUGCUCAUAAGAGGCAUUUAACCUGGGGCUUUCCUAAUGGCAGCUAUUUAGAGGAGUAUCUAAAGAACGCCGAAGAAGAAAAGUAUCAUAUUCUUCUGGAACGUGCCCAGAUUCAUAAUGCGACGCAAGCAGUGGAUGUCAUUGAGCGGGUGAAGGCGGGCAAGCACGUGUUGAUCGACUGGAGAAGCACGUUGAGAUUCUCGAUGAGAAGCGACCUGUUAUUAACCGAGGGAUGCGCCUUUUCUUUGAGCACUGAUGAAUUUAUGGACGAGCCUAUAGCGAUGAUUAUUGGAAAAGAUAGUCCUUAUAUAAAAAUCAUCAACGCUGAGUUACACCGCAUGCACGAGUCCGGAUUAAUGAACAAGUGGAUAACGGAGCAAAUACCGAUGAAAGACAAAUGCUCGGAAAGCCUGGUCAGUCAGGGCGUAGAGGAGCGCAAAGUAAACGUCGCGGAUAUGCAAGGCAUAUUUUUCGUGCUUUUUAUGGGCGUGACCGGAUCGAUAUUUCUUUUGUGCACCGAGUUUUGCUGGCACAAACGCCAAGUGUCGAGGCGGCGCAAGUUGAUUCAGCCUUUUGUCUCUUGAAUCUCUCUUGAAACACAGCGGUGGACAGAUGAUAGAUUAAAUGCUUCUAUAUUUUCCGCGAAAUAGCUUCACCGUCGGCUAAAACAUCUGCAUACGUAAUUAGAUUUUAUCGUUGCUUGUACCUAAUGUUAAUUACAGGGACCAUUCUCGUAUGAGCACAGCGAUUCCUCGAGCUACAUGUAACGACUGCUUGAAUGUAAGUUAUAUACUUAGGCGACAUAGCUGUUUUUCAUAGAUUCCUUUAUAGUAGUCUAUACGUCUUUUUAUAGUUAAAACAAAUUUUAGAAAACUGCCUGUAAAUCAAUGUAAAGUUUACGUUUUUACGCUUAGUAAAAUUAUACUAGUUUUUAUCCUUGAAACAGAUUCGAUCGUUUAGACGUAAUUAUGUAGUGGAGAGAACUAGUUGAAAAAAUGAAUCUUUUUAUUAUAGUAUUUUUUUUAGAAAUAUAUUACAAGUAAGACUAUUUUUUUCAUUAUAUUGAAAGUAAUUAUUUAUAACUGUCCGACAAGCGUUGGCUCCAAUUUCACAUGUAAAUGAUUACCUCGAACACCUUCUGCGGU
Molecule: messenger RNA, 3304 nt
Organism: Wasmannia auropunctata (little fire ant)
Lineage: Eukaryota; Metazoa; Arthropoda; Insecta; Hymenoptera; Formicidae
Gene: Ir93a
Product: glutamate receptor ionotropic, delta-2-like
Exons: 15
Coding region: 167-2743 (858 amino acids)
Biological process (GO): monoatomic ion transport
Cellular component (GO): membrane
Molecular function (GO): signaling receptor activity; ligand-gated monoatomic ion channel activity
Source: RefSeq, a predicted model, not a curated record